AUGACCACGUCUUCCCUCAAAGCCCAUAGCGACAAGUCUAAAAGCACCCGUAGGCCUGCCAGUCAACGAACUGACUCCCGCCAAUCAUCAAGAGUCUUCAUUAGAGUUGAAAGAUGGAAAUCUAAAGAGGCUCCAGCAAAAGAAGGGGAAUUAAACCUAGUCGAUUCAUCCAAAUCCUCGAACCCCCUCCAAGAGUCAGAGCUCUCAAACUCCAGAGACUACACACUCUCACGAGUACUUCAAAAUGCACAAUUCCUAGACGAUAUAGACGCUUUACUGGACCCUGAGUAUAAAAACAAGUUACCAGUUAAAACCCCGUUCUCGGAGGUUAAGCCUUUGGCAAGAUUUUUGUCAGAGGGGCGUGAGGAACAAGCCUGUAUUAUUGCGUUGAAGGAGGAGGCGGGUGGGUUAAACAUUUCGAUGUCACCGCCCUAG
Molecule: messenger RNA, 435 nt
Organism: Morchella importuna
Lineage: Eukaryota; Fungi; Ascomycota; Pezizomycetes; Pezizales; Morchellaceae
Exons: 3
Coding region: 1-435 (144 amino acids)
Source: RefSeq, a predicted model, not a curated record